Molecule: messenger RNA, 4395 nt
Organism: Plasmodium fragile
Lineage: Eukaryota; Apicomplexa; Aconoidasida; Haemosporida; Plasmodiidae
Product: multidrug resistance protein
Exons: 1
Coding region: 1-4395 (1464 amino acids)
Biological process (GO): transmembrane transport
Cellular component (GO): membrane
Molecular function (GO): ATP hydrolysis activity; ATP binding; ABC-type transporter activity
Source: RefSeq, a predicted model, not a curated record
AUGAAAACGGAUCAAAGAAAUGCCUCGGACAAUAGCACCAGAAGUAACAACCUGAGUAUUAAAGAUGAAGUGGAGAAGGAAUUAAACAAGAAGGGUACUUUUGAAUUGUAUAAGAAAAUAAAGACGCAGAAAAUUCCCUUCUUUUUACCGUUUAAAUGUUUGCCAUCAAGUCAUAGGAAGUUAUUAGGGGUAUCGUUUCUGUGCGCCACGAUAUCAGGCGGCACCUUACCCUUCUUCGUGUCAGUUUUUGGGGUGAUUAUGAAAAAUAUGAAUUUAGGAGAAAAUGUAAAUGAUAUUAUAUUUUCCUUGGUCCUCAUUGGAAUAAUGCAAUUCAUUCUGUCAUUCAUUUCGAGCCUUUGCAUGGACAUUGUAACGACCAAAAUAUUGAAGACGCUGAAGAUAGAAUUUUUAAAAAGUGUAUUUUAUCAGGAUGGCCAAUUUCAUGAUAAUAAUGCGGGGUCAAAAUUGACAUCCGAUUUGGAUUUUUACCUAGAACAAAUCAAUGCAGGAAUUGGAACGAAGUUUAUCACCAUAUUUACGUACACCAGUGCAUUUUUGGGUUUAUACUUUUGGUCCCUAUUUAAGAACGCCAGGCUGACCCUAUGCAUUACGUGCGUGUUUCCCCUGAUAUAUGUCUGCGGUGUUAUUUGCAACAACAAAGUGAAACUUAAUAAGAAAACAUCUCUCCUGUAUAAUAACAACACCAUGUCCAUCAUUGAAGAAGCAUUAGUUGGUAUCAGAACCGUCGUUAGCUAUUGUGGUGAAAAUACUAUAUUGAAAAAAUUUAAUUUGUCAGAAAAGUUGUACAGCAAAUACACGUUAAAGGCAAAUUUAAUGGAGUCUUUACACAUUGGUAUGAUUAACGGGUUCAUUUUAGCAUCUUAUGCUUUUGGCUUUUGGUACGGAACGAGAAUUAUCAUUUCAGAUUUGAGCAGUAACACUCCUAAUAGUGACUUCCACGGAGGAUCAGUCAUCUCCAUCCUUCUAGGUGUACUCAUCAGUAUGUUUAUGCUGACUAUCGUUUUGCCAAACAUAACGGAGUAUAUGAAAUCUUUGGAAGCUACGAACAGUUUGUACGAAAUUAUCAACAGAAAGCCUUUGGUCGAGAAUAACAAUGAUGGAAAGAAAUUAAAAGAUAUUAAAAAAAUUCAAUUCAAGAAUGUACGUUUUCAUUAUGAUACUAGAAAGGAUGUUGAAAUUUACAAGGAUCUGAAUUUUACUCUGACAGAAGGAAAAACGUAUGCAUUUGUUGGAGAGUCUGGUUGUGGAAAAUCCACCAUCUUGAAACUAAUAGAAAGAUUGUAUGACCCAACUGAGGGAGAUAUCAUUAUUAACGAUUCUCAUAAUUUGAAAGAUAUAAACCUGAAAUGGUGGAGAUCCAAAAUCGGAGUUGUUAGCCAGGACCCACUUCUCUUUAGCAAUUCCAUAAAAAACAAUAUCAAGUAUAGUUUGUACAGUGUGAAAGAUUUAGAAAAUUUAUCAGAGGAAUCUACUGAUGAUGGUUUCGCUUCUGAAAAUGGUACCAACUACAAUAGCUGCAAAGCCCAAUGUGCUGGUGAUCUAAAGGACAUGAUGAAAACGACCGACUCGACUGAACUGUUACAAGUGAGGAAGAACUACGAAACGAUUCAAGAUUCCGAAGUUGUCAGUGUUUCUAAAAAGGUGCUAAUCCACGAUUUUGUAUCCGCUCUUCCAGAUAAAUACGACACACUAGUGGGUUCUAAUGCAUCCAAAUUGUCCGGUGGACAGAAACAAAGAAUCUCCAUUGCUAGAGCCAUUAUUAGAAAUCCCAAAAUUUUGAUCCUCGAUGAAGCUACCUCAUCCUUAGACAACAAAUCAGAGUACCUAGUGCAGAAAACGAUAAAUAAUUUGAAAGGAAAUGAAAACAGAAUUACAAUCAUUAUUGCCCACAGAUUAAGUACCAUCAGAUAUGCUAACACCAUUUUUGUUUUGUCCAACCGAGAUAAUGGAAAUAGUUCCACCAUAGAUGUAGAUGUGAUUGGCGAGGACCCAACCAAGGACAACAACGAAAAGAAGGGAAAGAAGGACAAAAAAGGUGACAAAAAACAAAACCAAAAAAUGAAUAACGCAGGAAGUUACAUUAUCGAGCAAGGUACACAUGAUUCGCUGAUGAAAAACAAAAAUGGAAUCUACUACACCAUGAUUAAUAAUCAAAAGGUGUCUUCCAAAACUUCUAAUAACAACGAUAAUGACAAAGACUCAGAUAUGAAGAGCAGCGUUUAUAAGGACUCCGAACAUGGUUACGACAUAGACGACAUGAACGGCAAUAUGAAAAAUGGAAAUGAAAGUUCAUCCGCCAAAAAGGGUGACAAGAUGAAUGAUGCGGAUGCAAGUAACACAAAUGCUGGAGGAAGAUUUGCCUUUUUGAGAAAUAUGUUUAAGAGGAAACCCAAGGCUCCAAACAACCUCCGCAUGGUGUACAGAGAAAUAUUUUCGUAUAAGAAAGACAUUGCCAUUAUAGUCCUGAGCGUUAUCGUUGCUGGAGGUUUGUAUCCCCUGUUUGCUCUGCUUUAUGCUAAGUACGUUUCAACGCUCUUUGAUUUUGCAAACCUAGAGGCGAACUCCAAUAAGUACUCUCUCUACAUCUUAGCCAUUGCUGUCGCCAUGUUCAUUUCUGAGACGCUGAAGAAUUACUACAACAAUGUGAUAGGAGAGAAGGUAGAGAAAACGAUGAAACAGAGACUCUUUGAAAAUAUUUUGUACCAAGAAAUUAGUUUCUUUGAUCAAGACAGCCAUGCCCCAGGAAUGCUCUCAUCACACAUUAACAGAGAUGUACAUUUGCUGAAAACUGGUUUAGUAAAUAACAUUGUGAUUUUUUCGCACUUUAUAGUACUUUUCCUUGUUAGUAUGGUUAUGUCAUUUUAUUUCUGUCCAAUUGUGGCGGCUGUGCUGACCGGAACGUACUUUAUCUUUAUGAGAGUAUUUGCUAUUAGAGCAAGAAUGCAGACCAACAGCAAAGAUGUGGAGAAGAAGCGAAUGAACCAACCAGGCUCAGUGUUUUUAUACAAUAAUGAUGAUGAAAUAUAUAAAGAUCCAAGUUUCCUAAUUCAAGAAGCAUUUUACAAUAUGAACACUGUUAUUAUUUAUGGGUUGGAGGAUUAUUUCUGUACUCUGAUUGAGAAGGCCAUUGACUAUUCGAACAAAGGACAAAAGAGAAAAACUCUAGUCAAUUCAAUGUUGUGGGGUUUCAGCCAGAGUGCCCAGCUUUUCAUUAACAGUUUUGCUUACUGGUUUGGUUCCUACCUAAUUAGAAGAGGUACAAUAGAGGUAGAUGAUUUUAUGAAAUCCUUGUUUACCUUUUUGUUCACCGGAAGUUAUGCUGGAAAGUUGAUGUCCCUAAGAGGAGACUCAGAAAAUGCAAAAGUGUCCUUCGAAAAAUACUACCCAUUGAUAAUGAGAAAGUCCCACAUUGAUGUUAGGGAUAAUGGAGGUAUUAGAAUUAAGAACAGUAAUGACAUAAAUGGAAAAAUAGAAAUUAUGGAUGUGAAUUUCAGAUACAUGUCCAGACCAAACGUCCCCAUUUACAAAGACUUGACGUUCUCCUGUGAGAGCAAAAAAACGACAGCCAUUGUUGGAGAAACGGGUAGUGGAAAAUCUACCGUAAUGAGUCUGCUAAUGCGAUUCUACGAUUUGAAAAAUGACCACCAUAUCGUUUUUAAAAAUGAAGACAAUGAUGAUAUGAACAAGGACCAAAUGGAACAGGGAGAUGAAGAACAAAAUGUCGGAAUGAAAAAUGUAAACGAAUUCAGUUCAGCAAAUGAAAAUGCAGAUGGGCAGAGCAGUGCUUUGUAUAAGAACAGUGGAAAGAUACUGUUAGACGGAGUUGAUAUCUGCGAUUAUAACUUGAAAGAUUUAAGAAGCUUAUUUUCCAUCGUGAGCCAAGAACCCAUGCUCUUUAACAUGUCCAUUUAUGAAAACAUCAAAUUUGGAAAAGAUGACGCCACAAGAGAGGAUGUAAAACGUGCUUGUAAAUUUGCUGCCAUUGAUGAAUUUAUUGAAUCCUUACCAAACAAAUAUGACACGAACGUAGGACCCUAUGGAAAAAGUUUAUCAGGUGGACAGAAACAGAGAAUUGCUAUUGCUAGGGCUUUGUUAAGAGAACCCAAGAUUUUGUUGUUAGACGAAGCUACGUCAUCUCUAGACUCCAAUUCAGAGAAACUCAUUGAGAAGACCAUCGUUGAUAUUAAGGAUAAGGCCGACAGAACAAUUGUUACCAUUGCGCACAGAAUUGCUUCCAUUAAGAGAUCCGACAAAAUUGUCGUUUUUAACAACCCAGAUCGAACUGGCUCCUUUGUACAGGCACAGGGAACACACGAGGAGCUCUUAUCCGUGCAGGACGGCAUUUAUAAGAAAUACGUCAAAUUGGCUAAGUAG